Molecule: messenger RNA, 3235 nt
Organism: Manis pentadactyla (Chinese pangolin)
Lineage: Eukaryota; Metazoa; Chordata; Mammalia; Pholidota; Manidae
Gene: KCNF1
Product: potassium voltage-gated channel modifier subfamily F member 1
Exons: 1
Coding region: 1427-2911 (494 amino acids)
Biological process (GO): protein homooligomerization; potassium ion transmembrane transport
Cellular component (GO): voltage-gated potassium channel complex; membrane
Molecular function (GO): voltage-gated potassium channel activity
Source: RefSeq, a predicted model, not a curated record
AAUAAUUUCACUGCCCUAAAAUCCUCCAGGCUCUGCCAGGUCAUCCCUCUCUCCACAAUACUUAUUUAACACAGUGUCCAGGUCACAGAUGAUGCUCAGCUAUGUGCAGCGUACCUGCUGCUGCUGCUGUGUCCUGCCUGUGAGCUGUGGCCACAGGCUGGAAGGGUGUGUGUGGGGGGGGGUGCUUGUUCAGGAAGGACAGGCAGGACUUGGGGAGAGUGGGAAUGGAGAGGCAGGAGCCUAGGGGACUCAAGGGCUCUGGAAGCUAGAGGUGGCAGUAUGGUACUGCAGAGAAUUAGGAAGUGCUGGACAGCAUGGACUUGAACGCAGAAUGUCCACCUGCCUAACAGGGUGGGGCAACCAGCUGGGCCAGUGGGAAAGCUCUACUCUAAGAGGCCGCCAAGCUGGGCUCCACUGCCAUUUCACCGCGCGACCUGGGGCAAGUCCCUUUUCUCCUACGGAUACUGAAGUGCAUAUCCUCUUUGCACACCCUCGGUGUGACGGUGAGAAAGUGCCGCCCACAGCCGGGCAGCUUUCAGGAGAGGCAGGAGCCCCUACGGACCAGGCAAGGACACACAAGGGACGGCGGCCGCAGGAGCAGCCUCUGAAGGGGCUUUACUGGGUACGUUUUCUUUAUGAGCAACAGGCGGCGUUCUCAGCGCAGCCCGGAGAGAACAACUUUCCAGCCUGAGCCGGCCUGCCGCUUUAAAGCCCGGGGUCCUAGCCCCUCGGUGCCCCGCUGCGCCGUGGGGCGGGGGGGGUGGACAGGCGGUCGCGCGGUGGCGGCAGCUGUGCCCGUGAGCCCAAGGGUUAAACCCGUUCCCCUGCAGCUGCCGCGCGUGCCUUGCAGAAUUUCACCAGAAGAGGGUACAGUUUGAGAAGCUCUUGACGUCAGGCUGGAAUUCCUAUUGUGUUUAGAACCGGCUUGGGCAAAGCAAGCUCAAGUUCGCUCUCCGCACGCCUCCGCGGACUGUGCGGGUCCGGCGGCGCCGGGACGGGUCCCUCGCUGGGGGCGCACGCGGGGACCCGCGCGACUCCGAGUCUCGCGCGCCGCUGCCUGCGCGCCUCGGGGCGGAGGACCGUGCCUGCGCCCACUGGGGGACCCACUCCUGCAGCAGGAGUAGCUGAAGCGGCGGAUCGCGGCGCCCCGGAGCGCGGGUGAGUGCCCAGCAAGGCCGGUGGCCCGUGCAGCCCCCAGCCGGCGCACCCCGGCGCCCGGAUGCCAGCCGCGAGCCCGGCGGCCGGGUGCAUGCCUCCCCCGCGGCGCCCCCCAGCCGGCUGCUGCCCGCUGUGACCGUGCUUCCAGGCGGGCGAGCGCCGGCCGGGCUUCCCCGAAGGCCGAGCACCAGUGGGACCCGCCGGCCCCCCGGCGGCGGCGGCGGCGGCGGGGAGCGGAGACAAGGCUGCGCGGGCACCCGCCGGGAGAAUGGACGGGGCCGAGGAGCGCAGCCUCCCGGAGCCGGGCAGCCAGGGCUCCCGGGCCGGCGAUGACAUCGAGAUCGUGGUCAACGUGGGGGGCGUACGGCAGGUGCUGUACGGAGACCUGCUCAGCCGGUACCCCGAGACGCGACUGGCGGAGCUCAUGAACUGCUUGGCGGGGGGCUACGACACCAUCUUCUCCCUGUGCGACGACUACGACCCCGGGAAGCGCGAGUUCUACUUCGACAGGGACCCGGACGCGUUCAAGUGUGUCAUUGAGGUGUACUAUUUCGGGGAGGUCCACAUGAAGAAGGGGAUCUGCCCCAUCUGCUUCAAGAACGAGAUGGACUUCUGGAAGGUGGACCUCAAGUUCCUGGACGACUGCUGCAAGAGCCACCUGAGCGAGAAGCGCGAGGAGCUGGAGGAGAUCGCGCGCCGCGUGCAGCUCAUCCUGGACGACCUGGGCGUGGACGCCGCCGAGGGCCGCUGGCGGCGCUGUCAGAAGUGCGUCUGGAAGUUCCUGGAGAAGCCCGAGUCGUCAUGCCCGGCGCGGGUGGUGGCCGUGCUGUCCUUCCUGCUCAUCCUCAUCUCGUCGGUGGUCAUGUGCAUGGGCACCAUCCCCGAGCUGCAGGUGCUGGACGCCGAGGGCAACCGCGUGGAGCACCCCACGCUGGAGAACGUGGAGACGGCGUGCAUCGGCUGGUUCACGCUGGAGUACCUGCUGCGCCUCUUCUCCUCGCCCAACAAGCUGCACUUCGCCUUGUCCUUCAUGAACAUCGUGGACGUGCUGGCCAUCCUGCCCUUCUACGUGAGCCUCACGCUCACGCACCUGGGCGCCCGCAUGAUGGAGCUGACCAAAGUGCAGCAGGCAGUGCAGGCCCUGCGGAUCAUGCGCAUCGCCCGCAUCUUCAAGCUGGCGCGCCACUCCUCGGGCCUGCAGACCCUCACCUAUGCCCUCAAGCGAAGCUUUAAGGAACUGGGGCUAUUGCUUAUGUAUCUGGCUGUGGGCAUCUUUGUCUUCUCUGCCCUGGGCUACACCAUGGAGCAGAGCCACCCUGAGACCCUGUUUAAGAGCAUCCCCCAGUCCUUCUGGUGGGCCAUCAUCACCAUGACCACGGUGGGCUAUGGCGACAUCUACCCCAAGACCACGCUGGGCAAGCUCAAUGCAGCCAUCAGUUUCCUGUGUGGGGUCAUUGCCAUCGCCCUGCCCAUCCACCCCAUCAUCAACAACUUCGUCAGGUACUACAACAAGCAGCGGGUCCUGGAGACGGCAGCCAAGCAUGAGCUGGAGCUGAUGGAGCUCAACUCUACCGGUUCAGGUGAGGGCGAGGCAGGGGGCUCCCGCAGCGACCUGGACAACCUCCCGCCAGAGCCCUCUGGGAAGGAGGGGCUGAGCUGGGGCAGCCGCCUGAAGAUCUCCCACAGUGACACCUUCAUCCCCCUCCUGACUGAGGAGAAGCACCAUAGGACCAGGCUCCAGAGUUGCAAGUGAGGAGGGCCUCCUGGGCACAGGUGGACUUGGCCCAUGGAUGGAUGGAUGGACGGACGGGUGUGACAGACCUGUCAUUAUGGCUCUGGAGGGGCUGUCCUCUGUCCCCCCAAUGCUUUUCUGAACAGAACUCUGAAGGCCCUCCAAGGGCACCUUUGAUGAGGCUGGGUAAGACCCCUUUCCGCUGCUGGCUGCCCAGAAGUCAGGGGAUGGGUAGGCAAGAGUCAUGGGCAGCAUGGAGUGAAGGAGGCCACGGUCAGGAUGACAGGAGCCUUCGCCCAGUUCUGUGUCUCUCUCAAUAAAGCCUCCGGCUCUGUGCGCCCGCAG